Fopius arisanus is the source of this 4217-nucleotide messenger RNA. Its product is annotated as zinc finger protein 598. The coding region runs from base 422 to 3088 and encodes 888 amino acids. The record is from RefSeq and is a predicted model, not a curated record. Gene Ontology annotation, biological process: rescue of stalled cytosolic ribosome; protein ubiquitination. Gene Ontology annotation, molecular function: ribosome binding; ubiquitin protein ligase activity. The transcript is spliced from 3 exons. NCBI's taxonomy places the organism in Eukaryota, Metazoa, Arthropoda, Insecta, Hymenoptera, Braconidae.
AAAUAGCAGAAAUCUCUCUUAACAUCUCAUUAAUGAAGUUUCUUGUCUCGAAAGAACUCCAGACCCAGUGGCCAGUGUUUUGAGAGCGCAUUGCCAGGUUCACUCUUAAAAAUUUUUCUCUUAUCUCUAUAACCUUGUUUUCAACUAAAAAGGUUACACACCUCAAUUAAACCAUCUGUUAACUAACUUCAUCUAACUUAGUACUACCAAUUCUACUGAUUCGAGAGAUAGCACGUGAAUACGGUGAGCCCUAAAUAUUGCUUCGGUCCAUAAUCCAAGUGGUUGACCAUAUCUAAAUUAAUUGGUCGAAGUAUCGUUUGGUUAUCACUGAAUUACGUACGAUUACUCCAGAUUCGUCGCAACCCCUCGGAGAUCGAAGAACUAUAAUUUUAGAUUGGAUAAUAAAAUAUUGUUGUUAAAAAUGUCAGACGUGAGGCCAACGAUGACUGUCUCAACAAACACCAAUAAUGGUGCUUGCGUUGUUUGCUACAGGAAUGUAAACAUUUACAGCAUCGGUAUGUGCGAGCAUCCGGUGUGCUACGAGUGCAGCACACGAAUGCGUGUGCUAUGCAAACAGAACGAGUGUCCAAUAUGUAGACAAGAUCUUCCCAAGGUCGUCUUUACCACGGUGAUCAAACCAUUUCGUCACAUACGCAGGGGCAAUCUCCUGGACACUCGUUACAAUAUUUAUUUUGAGAGCCCAGAUAUUCUGGAGAAGUUUACAGAACUUCUGGCUCAUUCCUGCAACCUUUGCGACGAGAGACAGGUUUUCAGCAGCUUCAACAGCCUCAAAGACCAUAUGAGGAAGAAACACGAAUUACAUUAUUGUGACCUUUGUGUCGAAAACCUAAAGAUAUUUUCCUGUGAGCGUCGCUAUUACUCUCGUCCAGACCUCGCCCACCACCGUCGAAAGGGUGACACAGACGACAAGAGCCACAAAGGGCAUCCCCUCUGUGAAUUCUGUGAUCGCAGAUACAUGGACAACGACGAAUUAUUCCGUCACUUGCGCCGCGACCACCUGUACUGCCAUUUCUGUGACGCUGACGGUUUACACCAGUACUACAGUUCCUACGAUUACCUGCGAGACCAUUUCCGUCAGGAGCACUAUCUCUGCGAGGAGGGUGUUUGCUCGGAGGAGAAGUUCACCCCAGUCUUCCGAACAGACAUAGACCUGAAGGCGCACAAGGCUACAGUGCAUGGCAAGCACCUGGGCAAAGCGGCAACAAAGCAAGCACGAACUUUGGAGCUAGAGUUCACCUUAGCACCUCGUGGAGACCCCAGAAAUGCUCGAAGAGUUCCGCCAAUGGGUGCAGGCCCCUCCUACAGAGAUUACACCCCGAGGAGUCGUGAGUACGUGGAACAGAGGGACUUCCACGAGUCCGGCACCCCAUUUUUCGACCCCGAGGCCUCGUUCAUGCGUCAGCCCGACGUCCAGAGUACUGAAGAGUUUCCUUCACUGGGUAACGCCCCCGUCCCCUCGAAUCCCACGCAGACCAAAACAAAGGGUCGAGGCAAUCUCACUAUCAGAAAUUCCCUGGCUCCGCGACCUCUCGCCGUCACCGACGAGAACUUUCCUGCCCUGGGGCCAGACUCCACCCCCAGCAGUGUCUCCAAAACGGUCAAUUUAAGUGUCUACUCGUCGAGCAGGACCCAACCAUCGAGCUCAGGCCCAUCGCGACCUCAGAGUUCAGCCCCUAACGUCUCCAUCCAGGUGAAUCACAAAACCGAUGGAAGUAUAACGACUCGCGUAUCGGGGCCGACUGUCAGAAUCCGACCAAACACUUUCACCAGAGAUUCUGAUUUUCCCGCACUAGGGCGCAGUGACUCCAACACCUGCAGAAUGGACUCCACCGCCUCAGAAUGGACGAAAGUCAGCUGCGUCAAGCCCUCCUCGAGCUCGAAGAAGAAAGUCGCUCCGGCCCCUGUACUAGAUCAUCCAGCUUCCCCAGUCCCCUCUAGUGAGGCUUUUCCCAGCCUCCCCAAGUCCUCGAAGGCUAAGAAGUCCUCAGUAUCAGUGGUGGCUAAUGACUCUGCCUACGCCUCCACUUGGAAUCGGUCUACAGUAAUCGAUAACGAAUCAAACUCUAGUGAUGCGAACAAGGUCAAUACGAAGAAAAAGAAAAAAAAGAAAGUAAAAACAUCAAGUGGUAAUAACUCAAGUGGAAAUGAAUCAUCAGCCUCGAAAUCAAAUGUACAAAGUGCCCAGAUGCAGGAUAAACCGUCCGAAGCCCUCAAGCAGACGUCAAACCAGUCGUCAGGGGCAGGCAGAGUUGACUGUCAUAAUCAGGAGAACCAAAAAUCAACAAAGAAGAAAAAUAAUUUCCCAGAGCCUCAGUCCAUGACUAAUUCACUGGAGAACGAGACAAAAGCGUCUACCAAUGGACUACGAAAGAGAUCGGAAUUAAAAAUAGAUAGUUUAAACAAUACGAAUAAUGUGCGAAGAACAGCGGAGGAGUUUCCAGCGCUAAGUAGAUCAUCAAAGACAACUCCAAAUCCACCCCCUGGCUUCAGUACCGGACCACCACCACCACCUGGAUUUGCGGUUAAACUCAAUAGCACUGAACAAUCUCGAGCUGACAAUGGCCUGACAUUUACAAACAGUUCAGGGGAGAGCUUCUCCAUUUUCCCUGAUAGCAGUGAUAAAUCGUGGACCUAUGUGCCACCGUUGGACUUUCCCAGGAGGAAUAAAAAUCUGGUAGCAAAAAUUGGAGAGGUCUUGGAGAGCCAGAAAGAAUCAAUGGAAGAGUUUCGGUAUUUGAGUGGACUCUUUCGCCAGGGAACACUCAGUGGAGAACACUAUUACAAAAAAUGCAGGAGUGCUAUGGGCGCUGAUUCAUUUCAAGAUGUUUUUCCAGAAAUGCUUAUUUUACUGCCGGACAUUGGUAAACAAAAGGAACUUUUUGACUUGCAUAAGAAGGAAGUGGGUGGUGUUAAAACAUUAGAUGUCUGCAGUACCUGUGGGCAGAUUGUAAAAACUGGGAGUGAUUUUAAGGCACAUUUAUCGAGUCAUACUCUGGACUGCCACUUUCCUGCUCUCGGUCAGACCACCACUGUUGUGGGAAAUACGUGGGUUAGGAGAGGGGCAUGAUGCUGAAUUAUUGAUUGUUGAAGCAUCAUUAAUCCUUACUGGUUGUUAAUGAUUUUCAUUAUUGGCGGAUGGGGGGGAACAGAUUUUCAGGGCUAAGUUGUUCAUUGUUUGGAUAUGCAGGGAUCAUAGAGGGAUUGAGAAUUUUGUGGAUUCGAAAAUUCUUACUUUAACUCACGUUGAAAAACAAAUUAUUCACUCGUCUCAUUUUGCCAUAUCUCCUUCUUCGGUGAGUAUAGAAAUUAUUUUUGGGAAAAAUCGAAUUUUUCUCUCGUUUGAAAGGAUUUUUUUCAUCAGUACGAAAGUGGUAAUGUGAAAUAAGUCGAAUUUUAGUACUGGUAAAAAAAUUAAUCAUCUGUAAAAAAAGUUCCUCAGCGUUUAAAUAUCUCUGCAGAUGAAGAAGAUGAAAUUUUUGUAGAACCAUUUUUUGGAGCGUUCAAUCCUCUUCGAAAAAAAAAUUUUUGAUAAAAAUAUUAUUGGCUCCUGUCGUUUCCGCGAUAUUUUCGAAGACUCACCGAAGACCACUUAUCUCAUCCUACCACUUCGAGACUGAGUUUAUAAUUCAUAAAAAUAUUAAAUACGAUUUAUCUCACUUUCAUUUUCCUACUAGUGUACAUUCAUGAGGAAGAAAUUUCAGAGAAAUAGAGAUUUGUCAAUACUGGAACGUCUUGAGAUCUAACUCUUUAUUUCUUCUGCGUUGUAUGUAGAUAUUUAAGUUUAAGACCUAACGAUUGAUUAUAUUUCUGUUGUAAAAUUGAACAAAAGAUUUUUCAAUCACCGAUGUACCAUUUUGUACAAUAAUAAAGUUAACAGAAGGAUUUAUAUGAACAUUCCGAUUGAAAUUAUUACCAACAAUUAUUUCCUCUCGUGAUUUAUUAGUAGGACAUAAGAUACUUUCUUUACAAAUGAUAUGUACAUGUUGGAUAUCUGAUGAAGAACACUGAGAUUUCAAUCAUUUGUAAAAAAAACCAAAGGAACAUAAACCAAACGCCUAUAAUUUUUCACCCGCUAUAAUACUCAUAGAAUCAUUAAUAGUAACAUCGAGCUGGCAGAAUUAUUUUUCUCGUUCCGAUGUAUAAAAUAUGAUUUCAUGAUGGAUAAUUCCGCAAUUGAAGCAAUAGUGUGACCUAAA